Pyrus x bretschneideri (Chinese white pear) is the source of this 1579-nucleotide messenger RNA. RefSeq names its product cytochrome P450 CYP749A22-like. Gene Ontology annotation, molecular function: heme binding; monooxygenase activity; oxidoreductase activity, acting on paired donors, with incorporation or reduction of molecular oxygen. NCBI's taxonomy places the organism in Eukaryota, Viridiplantae, Streptophyta, Magnoliopsida, Rosales, Rosaceae. Bases 4 to 1554 code for a protein of 516 amino acids. The transcript is spliced from 5 exons. The record is from RefSeq and is a predicted model, not a curated record.
UUGAUGAUGACUACUAUUUCAGGCCUUCUGUGUCUGGUCCUUCUGGUUCUCUUAGCUCUCGUCAAAAUCUUUCACAAACUAUGGUGGACUCCGACUCGGAUACAGAAAUUCAUGGCUCUGCAGGGAAUCAAAGGCCCUCCUUACAGACUCGUCCAUGGAAACACCAAAGAAAUCUUGAGAAUGCAGAAACAAAACUUGGGCAGCCCCAAAAAGUUGUCGCACGAUAUAUUAUGUGCGGUCCAGCCUCAUGUUCACACAUGGAGCAAUAUAUACGGGAAGAUUUAUCUUCAAUGGCAUAAUUCUCAAGCUCAGUUGGUAAUUAUGGAACCCGAGUUGUGCAAAGAGAUACUCAAUAACAAAGACAGAGCUUAUCCGAAAAAAGAGUUCGGUAACUUUGAGAAGAAGAUAGUAGGAGAUGGCAUGGCGACCGCAUUAAAUGUUGCGAAAUGGAUGAAGUUGCGAAAGAUCGCAAACCAUGCCUUCCAUGGAGAGAGCUUGAAAAGUAUGAUUCCAACCAUGGUCGCUUGUACUGAGACCAUGUUAGAAAGGUGGAAAAAUCAUGAGGGCAAAGAGAUUGAGGUGUUCGAAGAACUUAGGUUGUUUACUUCAGAAGUGAUUGCAAAAACAGCAUUUGGAAGCAACCAUGGUGAAGGACAAAACAUUUUUGAGAUGUUGAUGAAGUUGUUUUUCAUAGCAUUGAAAAACAUUUUCACAAUCCGGCCUCCCGGUAUGAUGAGUAAAUUGUAUAAAACAAGUGAUGAGGCUGAAGCAGAGAGAAUUGAGAAAAGAAUGCACAAGUCCCUAUUUGAGAUUAUUAAGAGAAGAGAAGAAAAGGCAACGUCGGGAAACAAUGACGGCUUUGGAAGUGAUUAUCUUGGAUUACUUUUGAAGGCUCAUCAUGAUGCCAAUGAGAAGGAGAGGAUAUCCGUGGAUGAUAUGAUCGACGAGUGCAAGACGUUUUACUUUGCUGGACAAGAAACCACUAAUAUUGAGCUUGCUUGGAUUGUCUUCCUUCUGGCAGUCCACACUGAUUGGCAAGAGGAAGCAAGAAAGGAGGUUCUUGAAUUAUUUGGUAAACAAAAUCCGAGUCCUGAGGGCGUUGCCAAACUAAAAACAAUGAGUAUGAUCAUCAACGAGUCUCUAAGGCUAUAUCCUCCUGCUGUUUCCAUUGAGAGGAAAGUUGAUAGGGAGGUUAGAUUGGGAAAUUUCAUUAUUCCUGCUAAUGUUGAACUGGUCAUCCCAAUUCUAGCAAUCCACCAUGAGCCUGAAUUUUGGGGGCAAGACGCGCAACUGUUCAAACCCGAACGCUUCGCGCGAGGAGUUGCUAAAGCUACUAACAAUAACAUAGCCACAUACAUACCCUUUGGAAUGGGACCUCGGACUUGUGUGGGUAUGGAUUUUGCAAUCAUUGAAGUGAAGAUUGCUCUGUCAAUGAUUUUACAACGCUACAGCUUCACUCUUUCCCCUGCAUAUGUCCACUCGCACGUUCGGUUCAUACUUCGCCCACAACAUGGAGUUCAAAUCAUUCUACACCCUCUUGUGAACUGCCCAUAAACCCUGCAGUUAGUGUAUCCAUAUA